UUGAUAAAAGGAAAAAUAUUUUCAUUGCUGAUAAUUCCAAUCAUCGUAUUGUUAAAUGGAAAUAUAAUGCAAAACAAGGACAAAUCACUGCAGGCGGAAAUUGGAAAGGAAGUCGAAUGGAUCAAUUAAGGUAUCCAACAGAUGUAAUUGUUGAUCAACAGAAUAAUGCGAUUAUCAUUGCUGAUUAUACGAACAGCCGAGUGAUUCAAUGGUUGAAUCAAAAUCAACAAGUUCUCAUUGACAAUAUUAACUGUUAUGGUUUGGCAGUAGAUAAAUAUGGAUUUCUUUAUGUGUCUAAUCAUCAAAAGAAUGAAGUGAGACGAUGGAAAAUGGGAGAAUAUAACAAUGAAGGAAUUGUAGUGGCAGGUGGAAACGGACUAGGAAAUCAACUCAAUCAGUUCAAUUUUCCUACUUUUAUCUUUGUUGAUGAACAUCAAUCUGUUUAUGUAUCAGAUAGACACAAUCAUCGUGUAAUGAAAUGGAGAAAAGGUGCAAAAGAAGGAAGAAUUGUGGCUGGAGGAAAUGGUCAAGGAGGAAAUCUCAAUCAAUUGUCUUCACCUCAAGGGGUAAUUGUUGAUGAUUUAGGUCAAAUGUAUGUGGCAGAUAGUGAGAAUCAUCGAGUGAUGCGUUGGUGUGAAGGAAAAGGUGCAGGUGAAAUUGUUAUUGGUGGAAAUCAUUUGGAUGAUCUCAAAGGUUUGUCCUUUGAUGAUGAAGGAAAUCUUUAUGUUGUCGAUAUGGUCAAUGAUCGAAUUCAAAAAUUUGAAAUAAUUUUAUGA
Adineta steineri is the source of this 776-nucleotide messenger RNA. The record is from the annotation of a GenBank genome assembly. Lineage: Eukaryota; Metazoa; Rotifera; Eurotatoria; Adinetida; Adinetidae.